AGAGCAUCUACAGGUUUAAAAUUUGCCAAAUGUAAUACUAUAUGAAUUCUGAGCAACAUAUUAAGUUAUUGACAACAUCUUUUAUAGUUACGUAAAAUUCAGUAACAUGCUAAAGGUGGUUCAGAAUAGAAUUCAAAAUUCCAAAGACAGUUUAAGCAUUUUUAAAUACAAAUGCGUAAUUAAUCACAUAAAAAACAUGUUAGACAUUUUACCGUGCCACCUAUUGGUCGAAACUUAUGCUAUAAUGUGUAGUAAAUAAAUCAAAAUUUCCGCAAAAAUUGCUAUAAGUGCACCCAGAAAAAACCUUAAACAAUUCGAGAGUAAAAUCAACAAACAAAAACCACUUAACUCAGAAAUAUUUUAAAAAAUAUUACAGAUGAAAAUAGACAACAGAGAGAUUAAUGAUUAAUGGACUAAAUCUAGGCAAACAGCAGAUGAAUCACAAAAAAAAGAAGGGGGGGGGGACAGGCUAUUUUUAAUUAAAUAGUUUCCUUUAAAUAAAUUUUUAAUAAAUCUUAAACUAGCAAACUUAAUGAAUAUUAAAGCAAAGGCAAAUUAAAAUUCUUUAACUACUCUAAUGAAUUAUAUUAUUUCACUUAGGCUUGCAACAUUAGCGAGAAAAAAGAAGAAGCUGGGGUUGACACAGAACCCUCUGCCUGCUGGUAAUGGUCCUGCAACACCAACCUUGCCAGAGAGCCCAGGCGGUGAAAGUUCGGUCCCCACAGUGCCAGAUGUAACCACCAUGGCGUCUUCAGUGGCGGCGUGUACAUCACGCAACACUGAUGACAGUACACAUACUCUGUCCGAUGACUAUCAAGGGAAUGAUGACCUUCCUCCGCUGAUAGUGGUUUACGAGCCUCCAUUGCCACAGACAGAUCCGGGACUCAGUAUGUUAGAGGGUCGAAUGAUGGUUGACGUUCGUCACUUCAUGGUGCAAUGCCGUCUUCUGGAGAGACACAGGUGUCCCAUUUCAUCUUCAGGAACAUAUUUUCUGGAAAGUGUCAACAGGUACGGUCUGCUGACAAAUUUUAAAUUUAAGUGCACUCACUGCAAUCAAGAGCAGCAGUUCAAAUCUGAGCCUGUGGAAUGCCUUCCAGUGGGAAGAAAAAGAAAAUGCAAAAUCGAUACCAACUUAGAUAUCAACGAUAAGAUUGUUUGGGGCGCAAUUUCGGUUGGUCUAGGCUACGGACCAUUGUAUGAACUAUUGUCACUAAUUGAUAUGCAUCCUAUGAGCCCGGGUUGCUUUUCUUAUCACGAGAACAGAAUCGGAGAGCACUGGAAGGCAAUGUUGCAGAAGGAAAUGGAAGAUGCUGCACUGGAAGAGUUCUCUAUGGCGAAAGAUGAUGGACGCAUCUGUAUGGUUGGAAAUGAGGAAUAUGCUUGGACCAUAGGAAUUUUGGAUGGAGGUUGGAGCCAAAGAUCCUAUGGUCAUAGGUAUUCUGCUAAGUCUGGAUGUGCUAUAAUAAUUGGCUUCUACACUAAGAAAUUGUUAUUCCUUGGUGUGAGAAACAAAUAUUGUACCGCAUGCAUUCGGAGCGAACGGAUGGAAAAGGAACCCACGCCUCACCUGUGUUUCCGGAACUGGACUGAUUCUUCCACUGCAAUGGAGGCAGACAUUAUAGUGGAAGGUUUCCGGUUCUGUGAAGCCAAGUACAAACUUCAAUUUAAGAAGUUUGUUGGUGAUGGGGAUUCAAGUGUGCAUGCAGCCAUAGUUGCAAAUGUUUCGUACGGAAGAGAUGUUGAAAAGAUUGAAUGUGCUAACCAUGUCGUGAAGAAUCUCAAAAAGAAUCUUUAUGCCAUAGCCAAGGGCAUCCAUAUGCGGCAUCUCAGCCAGUCGAAAAUCAAAGCCCUCUGUCGCUGUGCAAGAGGUUGUAUCAGCAACUGUGGGGGUGAUGCUAUGCUACUUCAAUCAACACUUCUAAAUGUGCCCAACCAUGUGUUUGGAGACCAUAAGUUAUGCAAUUUAGAUGUGUGUGAGAGAGCUGGUAAAACAGCAAAUCCCUGCAGUUAUGACGCAUUGCCUCGUGAAUUGAUUGUGGGAAUCAAACAAGCUUUUGACCGAGUGAGAGCAAAGUCCAAGCACUUGUAA
This is a messenger RNA of Bacillus rossius redtenbacheri, 2089 nucleotides long. RefSeq lists its product as uncharacterized. The coding region runs from base 578 to 2089 and encodes 503 amino acids. The transcript has 3 exons. The record is from RefSeq and is a predicted model, not a curated record. Lineage: Eukaryota; Metazoa; Arthropoda; Insecta; Phasmatodea; Bacillidae.